Molecule: messenger RNA, 8751 nt
Organism: Megalopta genalis
Lineage: Eukaryota; Metazoa; Arthropoda; Insecta; Hymenoptera; Halictidae
Gene: chico
Product: insulin receptor substrate 1 chico
Biological process (GO): insulin receptor signaling pathway
Cellular component (GO): cytosol; plasma membrane
Molecular function (GO): phosphatidylinositol 3-kinase binding; insulin receptor binding
Source: RefSeq, a predicted model, not a curated record
UGCGUACAUCUUGUUUACAACUGCGGAGCUUACCAUACACAUGACCUUUACAAGAUGGACAUGAGCGCCUAUUUAGCUGUCUACGCGUGUGACGGAAAAAAGUUCCAAAUACGUGCGUGUCGUUUGUGAACGUGGUCGUGUACAGGAGGAACCAUCGAAUUCAGUGAAUUUUAGUUCGAUUAUUGUGAGGAAUAGUCGAGCCACAGGUUCGUGAUCACAAGUGACGCGGUAUUUGUCGCUCGCACGCGGGCGGAACGGGGAAGAGAGGGAUGGUGGGUACGAAAGGAGACCGAAAUUUUGUACCUCGAGCAGAUGCGAUUAUCAUGAAGAAAUUUCGCGCGUGUCCGAUCCAGAGAAACCGUGCACGUUGCUGCAAGGUUAUUAACAGCACCGUCAGUUUCGCUCGUCUGUGUUUCCUUCCGUAAAGUGCUCGGGACACAGGGGUGUGGAAAGAGAAGUGCGUGUUCUCGCAUCGACCUGGAAUGCAGCCGUGUUUUGAUGUGCCUAGGCAUUGCGCAUGAAAAAAUUCUCCUGCCCUUGACAAUAGCCUAUUUACCCGAAUCAUACCGCCUUUAUACCGCGCCGACCAACGAUAACAAGGGUUCAACCACCCACCUGCGUGUGCGUCGCCUGCGUGUCCCUCUCUUUCUCUACCUCUCUACGUAUUUCCUCUAAACGUACUCGCAAACGAGCAAACAAACGAGUGGCCAGGAACGUGCGCGCGCGCUCACGCUUCCGCGUGUGUUGUGUACACGUGAACACGCCCGCGUGUGCCUGUCUCUCUCUUUCUCUCUCUUGUAUCGUCUCGUGUGUACAACCGUUUCUAUAUAUGUGCCGACUGCGUGUAUGUAUACGCGUCACCAUUGUGGACCACGCAGUAAAUUGUGUUAUUCGACGCGAUAAACAGGUGCACGAGCCUUGUUGCCCAGAAAAACAAUUCUCGGAGGUUUCGCUGUUCACCUGAUAAAGAUACUCGGACGAGUAAAAUGCGAGAGGCGUAAAUGCUUACGAAUAUUUUUCAACCGUGUAAGACGGCUAAAGUCCUAAAGGAUUAGGAUAUACCAGGGUCACGAAUUCUGGCGGGCGAAAUUCGAGGAAAACGUGGGUGACAGGUGGAACUCGGACCUUCAGUGAACCGCCAUCGCGGAAUACGGAGCAAGUACAUGAUUCGUGUUUUACCAACAAUCCGAUGUAAAUUGGUUUACGACAGUCAACGGAUACGCGUAACAGUUUUGGAAAUCUUUAAAUGUCGGCAAACGUGUGACUAGUUAAUAAUACGUAUGUACUUAUAUUCUCGCCCUUAGCACGCCUGUGUACGACGCCCUUAGUACGCGUUGGGUACACAUGCACCGUGGUGGCGUGUUAUUGCUUAUUUACCCCCGACACGUGCUUCCACCGUUAGCGUGCUUCGAGUACAACGAUAUCGACGGCGACCUUUUCACGAUAAAAGCAGGACGACAGACACGUUCUGCGUAAUCAAACAAUACGAGAAAAUCGCGCGAGUUUCAAAAAUCCUCCACCGAAUUUCUGGCAUGUGUAUGAAAGUUAUGAAACGUUGGUGGACCAACUCGGAUAUCUUUGUUGUGUUUCUUGAAUAAUAACCAUCCCAAACAGAAGUGUUUCGUCGGCGACCUUUUCACGAUAAAAGCAGGACAACCGACACAUCGUACGUAAUCGAGAACAAUACAGUGAAUUACCGCGAUUUUCGAAAAUCUUCUACUGAAUUUCCGGCAUGUGUGUGAACGCAGUGAAACGUUACUGGAUUUAUUCGGAUAUUUCCGUUGUGCUACUCGAGUAAUAACCGUCCGAUCUCUUUCAAAAACGUGGACGGGUGCUGCAAACAUUCUGCUACAAUGAAACAUCGGGAUAAUAUGUUCUGGUGCGAGACGCGUACGAUGAAUUGAUCACCAAUGACCCGCCGUACCAUGUAAAUGGUACAAAAUAGUGUCACUUGAGGACUCGCAAGAUUCUUCACAACGACGGGCUUUUUGAUCGUCAUCGCGGCGAUGUCUUCGGGCAGGGGUAUAGUCUCCCCUUCAGGAGGUCCCGUUGUUCGCUGCGGACAUGUAAAGAAACUAAAAACCCAAAAGAAGAAAUUCUUCAUUCUAAGAGGCGAGGCGCCAGGAUUCCCCGCCUGCCUCGAAUAUCAUGAUAGCAAAAAGAAGUUCGAGAGCGGGCAACCGCCGAAGCGUAGCAUCUUGCUAAACGGCUGUUUUAAUAUCAAUAAACGCGUGGGCACCAAACAUAAGCACGUUAUCGCGUUGUACACGAAAGACGAAUGCUUUUGCUUGAUGCUCGAGAACGAAAAAGAGCUGAACGAAUGGCUAAAGGACAUGCUUUUACUUCAGAGCGGAGAUGUGCCCGAUGGAGAGCAACCACGGCCUAUAUUUGAACAUGUAUGGCAAGUUAUAAUGCAGAAAAAAGGACUUGGUGAACGAAAGAAUAUUUAUGGUCCCUAUAGGCUAUGUUUAACUGAUCGAAUGUUAAGUCUGGUGAAAAGUGGGGGAGCAGAUAGUUCAGAUACUCUUGAUUUUCCUCUGGUUUAUAUCAGACGAUGCGGGCAUAUGGAUCGCAUCUUCUAUAUGGAAGUAGGUCGUUCAGCAGUUACCGGUGGUGGAGAAUUGUGGAUGGAAGCUGAAGACAGCAAUAUUACACAUAAUAUGCAUGCUGCUAUCCUGAAUGCUAUGACUAAUUCUAGAAACGACAAAGAUGAUGUGGGACCACAGCAAAGGAUGCGUAGCUCUUCAGCAACCGAGGCCAGCAAACCAAUCUUUGUCCAACGGCGUCAUGCUGGACAAAAGUUUCAUAAUUUUUCACCCUUGGAGGAACACAGGACGCACAAGGAGCAGGUGGAAGCAGUUCAGGAACAGGAGCAGUCUAAUCAGACUCAGAGUACCUCUUCUUGCAAUACAGUCACGGCCGUUGCUGGUACCGGGGCUGGAACUGCUGGGAUUGCCUCGACUAAUACCAACUGUGCCACUACCACUAGACGUCGUCAUUCGGUAGCGAGUCAUCCCAAUUUCCUGAAUAAUCCCCAAUCCAUUCAUGUUACGACUACAACUACAACUACAACAACAACCACCUCUAUCACCGUCACUACGACCGCUACCGUGACCACCACAACCACAACCGCGACAAUAUCCCAUCAGAGAACCCUGUCGCUGCCCUUAGCCGCAGUUAUUAUCAAUCAAAUGCAAUCAUCUAAAAGAUCAGUUUUACGCUGUCCGAACGGUCGUGACAGAUGCGACAGUUUGCCGUCGAGGGCCCGCACCACUAGCGAAAGUCAUCCUACAACGGUACUGAGUCAUCCUAGGAGUACUCAUUUUGUACCUCACAUACUGAGACCCCAUUCGAUGUGCGGGGGAAAACCUCUUUCCUAUUCACCACCGAUCACCUCGAUGCCUAUCAGUCCAGCUUCUGUGGCCUGUUCUACAGAUUCUGCGGGAUCGUCCUUUUCGAUGGACGAUGGUGGCGAAAACGCUUUAGAAGAGAGCGCGGUAUCGAGAUAUGGACACUCGUUAACACCUGACGAGCCGGUCAUAUUAGAGGAGAACGGCGACGAUUACGCCGCCUGGUCCAUAUCGCACUCACAUAAUAAAUAUUCACCGAACUUUAAAUCUCAUUCUCCUUCCCAGCAGAGUUCCUAUAUAGAUAUGUACAGUCCUUGUGGAUCGAGUCCUGGCCGCAGCGGAGCCUACAUGCAAAUGAAUUCAGGAACAGGACACUCGCAUUCACGAGGCACAUCCUUAAUUGAGGAGAGUAGCACUUUACCAGAGGGUUAUGUACCUAUGGCGCCCGUUGGAAACAACGGAUACGUCGAUAUGGAUCCUUCACAUAGUCAUAAUGGCCAUUUUCCUGAUGAUAUGUCGCAACACGGUGGCAGUAGUUGUUCUGUCACUUCUGGUACACCUAGUACGGACUUACGAUUCUCCGAAUAUCAUUUGGAUAAAGUGUCGAGUUUUCUACCUCCUGGGGAUGACUUAACUAGACCAGUUAGAGCCUAUUCCAUCGGUUCUCGACCGGAACCUUCAAAUAGGCAUCGUAAAAAUAGGUUGGAUAUUACUCAACAAGAAGCGAGUCGGGUACGAGCAUUCUCUGUAGGCAGUAGAUCUAAGAAACCGGAGAUUGGGAGGUUUGCGAAUAUAAUAAAUGCAGCAAUGUUAACUGGCUCUGAUAACCCAAAUUCCAGCAAGUCGAAUUCAGCACCAUUGUUGUCCAGUUCUUGGGGACAUAACUCUGGUUGUUCUGUAAAUUCGGAGCGUAUGGAGGAUUUGAUGGAAUUGGACUUCACGAAGCCUAGUAUUUCUACGACUUUCAAUUCAUCACCUUCGUCAUAUUCGCAGUCACAAUCACGGUCAUAUUCUUAUUCUACUGCCAAUGACACCAGUUCCUAUGUUGAUAUGUCUCCUGGACAACCGCCCUCAUCGAACAUUGCUCCUUACGUCGAUAUGAGCCGCAUAAAUAAGAUCAAUCGUAAUAACAAUAAUAAUACAAUCACUGCCAAUCAAAAUCAUAGUCACAUACAUAUAUCAUCUUCUGCUUCUACACAUAAACCUAUAAUUACUACUUUGAAGCCGGUGGAGGAAGCAGAAGCGCCAUAUGUAAGAAUGGAUGGAGUAGUCGAAGAUUGGUCCCAAUCCAACACAAGUCCUAAACAAAUUUCGUCGCCUAUGCAAGAAGAAUGCGUGCAAUCAAAUGGACCACCAGGUGUGACGAGAACUGCACCGGUUGAUCUUCCACGGCGGCCGCCUGUCGACUAUGUUGAUAUGAAUUUCAAAUCAAGAACAAUUCUAGAACAAGAUUAUAUGAACAUGGACUUGAGUAAUCGAAACAAUCGCAAAACAACGCGGACAGGUAGUCGUAAGGAAAAAUUACGUUCGCAACCGAUUGCGAUUCAAGCGGGCAACAAACCUUUAAAAACACCUAAUUUCUUACCCUUGAAUGGAAGUCCGGAAUCGGAAAGUUUAGCAAGUACUCCUGCAUCGCCUCCGCGGGCGACACCAACAGGUUCCUCGGCAACAAUCUUCCCAUUCUCUCUGAAUAGUCCACAGUCACCCGAAAAGUCUUUUGGCCAUCAAAAGAAUAACGAGGAAUCUUCGGCAUUGAGUAUGACUAUCAAAAACGAUCGAGCGAUUGUGGAAUCAGCGAAUAGGGUGAAUUCUGUUUUGGUGACCGAAGGAAGUAGCUUGUCGAAGGUAAUCAACGAUAGACCGUCUAGUCCUGCAGGAAAGGAUAACCGAGUGAUAUCGAAUUUGUUAUCGUCGCAAGAGAAUAUGUUGUACUCUCUAACGAAAAACUUCGCCGAUUUGACCGUAUCGAAGCCCCGUUUAAUAACCGCAUCUCCUAACACCAGUCCCACGUUAUCCGGGUUUAAAACAACGGAAAAUGCAGAAAAGCAGCCGACGUCGCCGAAAAUUCUGGAAGAGACGCCAACACCUACACCUACGGCUACGUCAAGUCCAUUAGAGAAUGAAAAUUUCGAUAAACUACAGUCGGAUGCAACAAAUUUGCACUACGCUAGCCUUGAUCUUCCGGAGACUGGAAGCGUGGCGCCAGUAUCGCCAGCGACUCAAGACAGCUUCAAUUAUGCUGAAAUCGACUUCCAGAAACUUAAGCCAAAUUAAAACGCCAUCUUGGAUGCGAGUAGCUGUAUCGGUGUAACGUGUUGUAGCGUGACAGAGUGCGGAUGAAUGGUAAAAGCAGACAAGUAAAUAAAAUAUUAGGUAAUUUGGAGAAAAAUCGGCAUUUCUUUUCAAAUUUUUGGAAGAUGAGAUACAAAAAUAUAAUCACAACCAUUGGUUGUCUAUAUCUGAACCACAGAGCCAGAGUGUAUUUAUUUGUUUUAAAGUGAAAUUUUAGGUCUUUCUCGUAACAAAUCUUUUAGUCUUCCUACUGACGUAAAUGAUUUUUUUGAAAGUCAUUUUUAAUAUAACGAUGAGAAUAUUUCUGCUUCGGAGAAGUAGAAGAUCUUCCAUUGAAGCGCAGAGAAAGCUUUAUCACAAACUAUUUUUUCAAAAAUUACUAAAUUAUCACCGCUCUCAUACCGUGUAGUACUAAAAGUUUUUUAAAUUUUAAGUCCUCUAUUGAUUUUUUACUUUGAAGAACAACAUUCUUCAAUAUAUUAUUUCACUUUUGUAAAAUAAAAUGAUAUAUUUUUUAUCAGGUUUGCUUUGUUGUUCUCUUUUAGAUUUUGAAAAGUAUUACCACUUACUGGGGUUCACAGUCGGUUCAGAUAUAUCAUUCUAUGGUUUAUAGCGAAUGAGGAAAAAUAUAUAGAACAAUAAUAAUUGUGAUUAUGUUGUAUUUCACCUCCUCGAUAUAUGAAAAGAAAUUCGCAUCGAUUCUGAGAUGGUAACUAAUUUUUGGCAAGUAGAGAGAAUGAGAAAAAGAGAAAAAUAGGAAAGUACUUGUGUAUAGAGGAAACAAUUCAUAGGAUUUCCACGCUGAUUCCUCCUACUGUGAGUUUGCGCAAUGCAACGGUCAUUUGCGCUUGGUCCGUUUACACGUGUUCUUGGGGUGCUGAAUUGGCUCAUUGUUUUAUCUGUUGUUAUUAAAUAACUUACAGACAUGGCAAUCGAUCGUUCUAACAUUGCCUGAGUUUGAAGGACGAAUCGCCAGGAUGUUGAAAUACGAACUGUACAUAGAAAAUUCUUUUUAAUCCAAAUUGAAUCAUGAUCGUUUUAUCUAUCGUAUGGUCCUGACUUUUCGUCAGCCAGAUUGGUACUUAUUCUUCUGAUUACGCGGAAUCCGGCGUUGUUUCUUUUUUACCUGCAUGUAGUAUAUGUUAUAAGAAUUUUUGAAUUCUUGAUAUUGGAACGUUGAUUUGUUUCUUUAUUUUCUUUAUUAUUAUUAUUAUUAUUUCUUUCUUUUAACGAACUAUUUGUGAUGAGAAUUACUGAUAUUAUCUACGAAUUUUAAAUUUUAUCUUGUUCCUCCUGUUUUUCUUGCACCAAUCUUAUCGUCUGUAGUAGGACUUUAAUGCAAGCGGAAAAUGUUUUUGUUUAGUCGAAUCUGAAUAGCAUUUAUCGGCUCUGUUGCUAAUGUAUACCUUUUAGGAUCCAGAGUGAUUAUUACAAUUGUUAUUGCUAAUCAUGUUACAUUUUAGUAAAUUCGAUUGAGUUCAUGCGAGCACGACGCGUUAUCAGAAACAUGAGUACUAAUUAGGAUCGUUCGAGUGCGGUGCAGCUGACCAAUGUUGGAUCGAUGAAAGUCAGCGAGAGUUUCUAUUUGAAACUAGUAGAUGCUCCUCAAUGCGAAUUAUAAAUAUGUGUUAUCAUGCUUUUCCGUAUAAAAUUAUUAAAUGACUGCAAUUAACGAUGCGGUCACGCGCGCGCUUAAAUGUCACACAUAGAGGACACAUACACAAGCAUUUACAGGGUAUUCUGUAAAAGAUGGUACAACUGCAAAGAAAGGGAGAGAGAGAGAGAGAAUGAGAGAAAUGAUUGGUUAUGUAAAAAGAAACAAAAGAAAACUGUAAAACCAAUCUUACAAUGUUGUUGCCGAGAGUAGAAGAGAAAAAUAUUUCUUAAUAUUGUUGCGGAGGCUUCUGCUUCUCCUCGCCGGUGAACACAUUUUAUAAUAAAGAACCGGGGAUGUAACUAUUUAUUUACAAUAACAAUUAACAGUUAUAAUUAUUAAGUCUGUAAUAUAUUAAUCGUUAUACGUCUUCUCUUUCUGACGUCUCGGAUCGACCUGCCGAUCUUCUCGUCAACUACCCUGUUGACUGGAAACCACAAUCCUCGAUUCGGAAGUCAACUUCUCUUGAUCGAAUGGUUCCAAUUGAACGAUCUUUGCGAUGCCCUCGGGAUAUCGCAGGGGAGGCAACUUCACUGCUGUCAUAAUUUCAUAUCGUCGUAACAAUAUUAUCACGUUUUAUGAGUUUGAUUUUAUGACAUACUUCUCCUCGCAUACAGUUUAAGGAUAGUUCGGUUAUAAAUUAUAUCAUAUCGUGUAUAUACAUAUGCAUUGUCUAAAUGAUGCUGUAUAUAUACGUGUACGCGUAUGCAUGCCCGGUUUGCAUGCAUAUGCAUAUGUAUAUAUAUAUAGCAUUGCUAAGUAUAUUUAAUGAUGAAUAAAGCAGUAUAUAUUGCUGUUGUUCAUUAUACAUAUGAUCCUUCUGAUGUGAUUCCUUCUUUUUUGAAGGUUUUCUUUUUUCGCGAGACGCGUUUAUUGUACCGGCGCGGCGUAUGAUGAUGUUGUUGUUUAUGUGUACAUUGUCAGAUUUAAGAUUAUUAUUUCGACUGAUGCUAGAACUAACGUAAGUCUUUUAUUUAAUUCAAGGCACAAGUUGUCUACAUUUUUUCCGUUGCAUAUUAACAGAAUGUCCGUCCACUCAAAAUAGAAUUCGCGUUCUACGAUUCCUUUUUAGUUUCUCGGUGAAAAGAGUUUUGUUUGAUUUUUUCAGAAAAAAGAAAGCUAUUAACAAUGUAAAUAUAGACUCUCCGAACUUGAAUGUUGGAAGAAUUUUAUUUGCCGAAUGUAGUUUGUAUGACGUUAUUGUUUUUACAAAAUCUUCGGAAUAAUGAAUUUAAAUAUAAUAAUGUUACGUUAAUGCCAAAUAAGAUACUAAAUAUCGUUAAUACAUGAGAAAUCAGUAUUCAUUUUUCAUUAGAAGGCAAGUGCAUCCUUUUUCAAAGUAACGGAUCUAUGAGCUCAAGUUAAGUAGGUAACUGCUAGCGCAUCGUUUCUAGUAUUGUAUCUAUAAUUUCUAAAUUAAUAAUUAUAUUAAUAAUAAAAAACAAUAAUUUAUAA